UGCUCUCCGAUUUUUGUCCGUGCGGGGCAGAUCGAUAUUCCUGCAUUUCUUUAUGUCUCUUGCGCAAAGCUUAAGCAGUCACGUACGGAGUCCACGUCAAAUAAGUUUGCGCACUUUUACACAGCGACAGAGGAUCGUCUAACGUCAUUUCCCUGUAAGUAAUUGCCAGAAUCAAGACUGUGGAUCUUCUGUCGCGGUCUGAGAGCACGUGCACUUAGUUAGCGUGGACUCUAAAAGUAAGUUAAUGUUGUACAUGUUGUAAAAUGUUAGGACGCGGUAUUUUUGUGCUCAUCGAUAAUUGUGCCCCAUAAAAUGUGAACGUCAGUGACGUAAAGAAAGUGGAUUAAUUACGCUCUUUGGAAUCAGGCUUCGACAUGAAAGGUUUAGCCAUCCUACUGUUGCUGUUGAGCUUGAUAGAAUUGGGCUCCAUGGGUGUCAUCGGGGGCGGGGCCUCCCGGAAUGGGCGCAGAGUGGGCUGCACAGGAGUGUUCGGGAGGGUGUUCAACUUGUCACGAUCGACACAAGGGACAAGUGGAAGGUCGGACUCUUUAAAACGGCAAAUUUCGCGACGGCCCUCCAUCCGCCUAAUGGAACUCGACUUUAAUCCUGGGGACACGGUUCUGAUCUCCGUCCUCCGCCCCUCCAGAGCACCCUCUUCACCGUACCACAAGAUGUUCGCUAUAUCGUCCGACGAGCUGUUUGAAGUCGCCGGUCUCGCAUUUUGGACCACGCCGUACAUGACGAAACGCGACGAGUUCGCUGCUUCAAUCAAGGCCAAUGUCAUCAAACCAAGGCCCGACAUACCUAAUUUCAUCGAAAAAGGAGUGAAGAUAGCUCGCAGAAUGGUCGGCGUCAAAGUGACUUAUUGGUAUAGACAUUGCAAUUGUUACCAUUACUCCGACUACCUAACAUAUGGACAGACGUUUGGAUCAUCGGAUAAUUUUUUUUACCAGCCUGCGAGCGAUGAUUGUCCAGUUUUCGCUACAAUCACAUCUGAGACGGACGUCUCAUCUCCUGAAUUUACACUGAAAACCAAAAAAGGCAAGCCAGUCAUACUCAAUCCCUUACCUGACGAAUGAUGGUGGCUGCUUAAAUGGAAACAACUUGAAUGGUUCGCAACAUCGAAGACUCCGUCGUGGAAACCUGUUAAUUCUAACAGCUAAGGACAUCUAAAGAAUAUAAUGAAAGAUUGUCGAAGACCCCUCUCCCCCCCCCCCUNUUGGAAUGGCUUUGUGACUGAAGUUGCCACUUGUUGAAAUCGAAAGCUCUUCAACAAUGAUAUUACACAAGGAAA
Molecule: messenger RNA, 1294 nt
Organism: Bemisia tabaci
Lineage: Eukaryota; Metazoa; Arthropoda; Insecta; Hemiptera; Aleyrodidae
Source: RefSeq, a predicted model, not a curated record